This is a messenger RNA of Linum trigynum, 273 nucleotides long. NCBI's taxonomy places the organism in Eukaryota, Viridiplantae, Streptophyta, Magnoliopsida, Malpighiales, Linaceae. The record is from the annotation of a GenBank genome assembly.
AUGGGCGCUGGUUGUGAAUCACCAUUUGCCUCAUUCGCACCAGUGGCGCUGACGCCUUCGGUGGAAUCAGCACCAGCAGGGGAAGAGGACAUUGCAGGCUGCUCCGCAUGGGAUGACGGCGUGCUGGACGCCUCGAACAUGUUCUCGGCAGCUGGGGUUUCAAGUGGCGCUGGUCGCGGCGAUGAAGUGAAGUCCACAGCGGCACUUUCAUUGUCCAUGGCGCUGAACACUGGCCGAGGUAUCCAGUGCAACUCCCUGCUAACCUCUCGUUGA